AUGGUAGCACAUGUCGAAGAAGUGUGCGUGGCAGCAUCACAUCAAGGGAAGGGCCUGGGCUUGAUCAUCAUCCAAGCUCUUAACGCGACAGCCAAAGACCUCGGUGUUGGAAAACUGAUCUUGAACUGUAGCGAUAAGAACGUCAAGUUCUAUGAAAAGUGUGGUUAUUCGACUGCAGGUCAGCAAAUGGAACUCAAAUAUAACAGUAGUUAG
Aureobasidium musti is the source of this 213-nucleotide messenger RNA. Lineage: Eukaryota; Fungi; Ascomycota; Dothideomycetes; Dothideales; Saccotheciaceae. The record is from the annotation of a GenBank genome assembly.